CUAUGCCAUAACUUUCAAUUUUAAGUAUAUGUUUUUUAUACCUGACAGACUGGACAGUUUUCUGGAAAAAUUACACAACAGCUCGGAGUGCAAAAAACCACAAGAGACACUACCUCCACGAUGGCGCAAAGAGACAAGCAGACGCCACUGCCGUCGCCGCAUCCACCACCGCAGGCUCAGCCAAAGCCAAAGCCAAAAUAUGAGCCGCGUCCGGUGGAGAAGGUUAAGGAUCCGAUCAUCUCCCAAAUCGGUGACUUCCGGCGCUAUCAGCUCUUCUUUUUCUUAAUCAUCGUGCUCUGCAAGUUCGGCAGCGGGUGGCACACCCUCGUCCACAUAUUUCUCGCCGCGCACACGCCCCAAAAGUGCCUCACAGAGAAUGUCACGGAUGCCUGCAGCAAAGACUGCAAAAAGAUGGAGUUCGACACGAGCAUCUUCCAAACGACCAUCAUCACAGAGUGGAAUCUGACAUGUCACAGGCACUCGCUGGCCAGCCUGUCGCAGUCCAUCGUGAUGACGGGGAUCAUGGUCGGCGGCAUGGCCUUUGGGAUGUUAGCGGAUGGAUGGGGCAGGCGGCCGGCGUUCUUGCUCUGCUGUUUCAUGCAGCUGGUCACGGGAUUGAUUGUCUGCGUUUCGCCGUACUUCUGGUUCUACUGCGUGUUCCGGUUUCUCGUUGCCGUCGCCACCGGCGGCACCAUGACCGUCAGCUUUGUGCUGAUAAUGGAGAUCAUCGGACCGAAGAAACGGGAACUGAUCGGCAUCCUCUAUCAGAUCCCAUUCAACAUAGGCCACGCCUCGCUGGCGCUGUUCGCCUACUAUAUCCGGACCUGGCGCUGGUUGCAGUUCAGUGUGACAAUAUUCUCGGCGAUCUUUGUUAUCUACAUCUGUCUCGUGCCAGAGUCGCCGCGCUGGCUCUUGACCACAGGUCGCGUCGACAAGAGUGUCAAGGUUCUGGAGCGGAUUGCCAGGCACAACCGAGCCCCGACAGAGACUAUCAAGCCAGAAAUAGAGGCUGCUUACCAGGCAAUGGCCAGCAAGCAGCCAACGAAGAAAGGUAACGUGCUGGACCUCUUCAGGACCCCGUACCUACGGCUGAAAACCAUCCUCAUGGCCAACAACUGGCUGGUGGUGUGCAUGGUCUACUACGGCGUUGCCCAGUACAUAGCCAAGCUGGGCGGCGACAUCUUUCUCAACGUAUUGAUCGCCGCCCUCCUGGGCAUUCCCGGGACGCUGCUUUGCGUGGUUCUGACCAAGUACCUGGGACGCAAGCUGACCCUGAUGCUCUCCAAUGGACUGAGUGCCAUCGGCCUGCUGCUGCUGGUCUUCCUAUACAAGUCCAAACAGUUAUACCAGGUGAUAUGCGCCACUGUGGGUCUCUUCGGGGCAUCCAUUACCUUCCCGAACGUUUACCUAUACGGGGCCGAGCUAUUCCCCACCGUGGUGCGGUCAAACGGCAUGGGGCUCUGCUCAAUGGUGGGCCGCAUUGGAGGCCUCGUUGCCCCCCUGAUCAACGAGUUGUCUUGGUAUGGGGCUUGGAUCACGCCCCUCAUUUUUGGAAUCGCCUCCAUACUGGCCGUGCUGGGGACGAUCUUCUUGCCGGAGACGCGGGGAAUGCCACUGCCGGAGACCCUCGAGGAUGGCGAAAAGUUUGGCCGCAAAGUGAAAACCUAACCAAAUACCGACUAACUCACACCAUUACCUGCUCUCAAAAAUUAAUAAAUUUAAUUUGAAUUAGA
This is a messenger RNA of Drosophila miranda, 1733 nucleotides long. Its product is annotated as organic cation transporter protein. The transcript has 4 exons. Gene Ontology annotation, cellular component: membrane. The record is from RefSeq and is a predicted model, not a curated record. The coding region runs from base 121 to 1668 and encodes 515 amino acids. NCBI's taxonomy places the organism in Eukaryota, Metazoa, Arthropoda, Insecta, Diptera, Drosophilidae. Gene Ontology annotation, molecular function: transmembrane transporter activity. Gene Ontology annotation, biological process: transmembrane transport.